Mycena indigotica is the source of this 1407-nucleotide messenger RNA. RefSeq lists its product as uncharacterized. Bases 1 to 1407 code for a protein of 468 amino acids. NCBI's taxonomy places the organism in Eukaryota, Fungi, Basidiomycota, Agaricomycetes, Agaricales, Mycenaceae. The record is from RefSeq and is a predicted model, not a curated record. The transcript has a single exon.
AUGGCUACUGCUGCACCUCCACUACCUCCUGCUGCUUCCCGACCACGAGAAAGCUGGCGUGCAGAAAGUUCAAGCUCACCGUUUCCGGCUCGAGGCAGAGGUGGGAGAGGCAGGGGACGGGGCGCAAGGGGAAGGGGAAAUAACAGCAACAAUGCCAACAACAUUUCCACUCGCUCGGAUAACAGCACAAAACAAGACCCUCCAAAGCAAGCGCCUCCCUCCGUUCAACCACCCGUGCCUCCGUCAAAACCUAACCCGCCUCCCCCACCUUCUUCUGUUUCAGGCUCGUCUGAGACAAAGGAAAAGUCUGGUCGUUCAAAGGGUAGACGACCACCUCGUCAAACACCCGCCGUUGUUGUGGAACCUGCUGGACCUUCGGCCGAAACAGCCAACAACAGCGGUAGCAGCAAUGCGAAUCCUAACUCCCCCAGACCAAGUAACAGACGCAGGAGGUCUCAGCAGCUUACCAAAGCCAAUCCUAACGUUGCCAAUCUCAAAGUUGAUGUCCCUCCACUAGAUAAUAACUCGCUGCGAUCACCGCAAGGCAGCCAUCUAGCGGUUCCGAAGAGUGCCCCUCCACCCUCCAAAGACACUCCCCCACAUCUUGCUGGCCAAUUUGAUAUGAGGAGUGAUAUCAAUGCUUUAGUUGAACGGGUUCGCGCUGUGGCCAUGGAAAACCGACCAGUGACUCCUGGAAGCGCUAGUCAUAUUGAUUGGGCCGGGGAUGACGACGAGAGUCUGCCUGACCUCGACGACUGGGGUGUAAAGCCUAGUGCUGAUAUUCAAAAGCAGCAGGACGAGUUGAUCUCGCCAAUCAUUGUCGAUGGCCUAACGCCAUUGCCUGACCCAGUUGUCAAACCACCGACUCCGCCGGAAGAGGCAAAGCCAGAAACAACCCCUUUUGCUUCGAAAGAGACGGAGAAACCUGUCGCUGUCCCCCUCCAUCCAUCACUACCUCCCAAGCCAGUCUCUGCUGUUGAAGCUCCGACUGAAAAUACAUCACCCGCAGCCGAACCGUCCAGCCCACAAAACCCAAAAGUGGGUCUCGCAGCGUCUAUGCACGCUGAUCAACCAGCGAGUUCGUCAAGCAAGCUGUCUCCACAUGUUCCUGAAUUCAGCCCUUCUCACCAACGAACGCAAACCGUGGGCCGUGCUUUCCCUCAUUCGGCUCCUGGCGGCUUCAAUAAUCGAUUCCCUCGGUCAGGCAGCUCGACGCCGAGAGGUGGUUAUGCACCACGGAAUCAACAUGCCAGAACCCACUCCUCCCCUCCAAUUUCGAAUGCGGGCAACCAUCGCACGCCUCACUCUCGUCCUGUCAUAACUGGAGACGCCAUUUCCCGUCUCGCACGCACGAUCGCAGCUCCCUCGCCGCCACGUGCCCAGCCCAUUUCGACUACCAACAACUAA